CGCUUACACAUCCGAUCAGGAAAGGCGCUCAAAGGUGAAUAUUAAUAAGCCUUAAAGAUACCAGACAACACGCAUAUCAUAGAAAGCAGUCCAACAGGUGCAUAUUACCUCAGUCAUGAAUUGAACAGGCUAGUUGCGGGGCCUUCCCGACCCGAAAUUGAACCGCACUGUACAUGUGCUUCUGAGCUGUCUUGAUCCACUCUCAGGAGACUGAAAUGUUCGACAUGGAUCAUGACCAUUUAGACGCGCCUGACACGAGCACUAAGUCGACACCGUCUAAUUUUGGUGGGAACUCUUCACGCGAUGAUGCUUCUCCUCGGGCCAAAGAUGAAUUAGAAACUACACUGAACGAAGAUACGGUGACAUCUUGCGAUCAUGACAAUAACUGCAACAACAGUAGCAAUCCAACCGCGACCACCAACCCUAAACACCGCGAUGAAAUUAUUGAAAUAAAUCAACAGUCUGGAGAUUCCACAAGUUACGCAAGACCGGAGGAAUCGGAUGUCCAAGUUCCUGCUGAGAUAGGAAGCGAUCACAUCUCACGGAGCGAUGAUAUCCUUGGGGGAGCAGCUGCUAAUCAGGACCGUGCUACCCAUUCGAGGAAUUCAAGUUCAGCCACGAAUGAUAACCUCAUCAAUAAUCCCCCAAACCUUGCAAGAAUACGUCAAGUCAUAUUUGAGUGCAAGGAUCCAAUAGAGAUCAGUCUUGAGGAAUUUGAAACCUACUGGCCUUUCAUCGAUAAUGUAUGGGUCAAACAGAGGUCUAAUUCCAGCAAAGAAGGUCACUGCACCACAGACUACUACAUGUGCCGACUGCGACGUCCCACUCACCGCACAUCAGAAACUCGCCCUCUUCCUGAAGGCAAGCGCCCUCGAAAGAAAAGGGUGCGGGAGGGUGGGAUCUGCAACUUUCAGAUCAAAGUUGUCAAAUUCGAGGGAGCAUAUUCGACAGUUACCAUCGCAAGAACCCCGGGAAGCAGUCGUGUGCAUUCGCAUGACCUUGAUUAUAUCGACAGGGUGAAGCGGAAUUCGGGACUGAUGGAGUUUGCACGGAGGGAGGCGAUCAAGGGCUAUUUGCCUUCCUCAAUCUACACGAAAUUCCAAGAGGAGCCUGAGAAUCUUGUUGAAGCUGGGGGGAAAUUCUGUACAGUGACAGAUGUGCGCAAUGUCUCGGCGAAGUGGAGGAUACAGAACCCGGAGGUUAAGCUCAUGGCGCACGAAGGCUAUGAAUAUCAGAAGGGUCAUGGUAUUGUAAGGAUGCGAGCAACUGACGGUAUCAGCAAUACUCCGGUCGACAAUUUACUAUCGCAGAAAACUAUACACUCGCCCUUACCCCCGGAUACGCUCUCUUUCCCCCAAUUCCCUCUAGACUUCCUUGAGCCUUAUCUGCCAAAGCACAAUGAUCGCCGCCAAUUCCCUCAUGUCACAUUAUCCUACGCAUCAUCCAUGGAUUCUAAAAUAUCACUCCUUCCAGGCAUGCAAACUGUGCUCUCAGGGCCCGAGGCCAAACUGAUGACCCACUAUCUCAGGUCACGUCAUGACGCCAUUUUGAUUGGAGUUGGAACAGUGCUUGCGGAUAACCCCGGGCUCAAUUGUAGACUGGAAGGCGCAGGUGGGUUUGGUGGCCUUGGGAGGAUGUGGCAACCGCGGCCAGUGGUAGUUGAUCCCACAGGACGAUGGCCAGUCCAUCCAGACUGCCGAAUGCUGAGGACUGCGGUGGAAGGGAAAGGCAAGGCGCCAUGGGUUGUCGUAUCCCCAGGAGCUAGGAUCCACCCGCAGAAGUUGAUGAUGCUGAAAGGCUAUGGGGGUGAUUUCCUCCGUAUUAUGGAGUACAACCAGAAUUGGCGGCUGCGUUGGGAGGCUAUAUUGCGUGCACUAGCAUCUGAGGGGAUCAAAAGCGUCAUGAUUGAAGGCGGCGGGACCGUUUUGAGUGAGCUGUUGAACCCCGAAUACACUGAGUUCAUUGAUACGAUCAUUGUGACUGUCGCCCCAACAUAUCUUGGCUCAGGCGGGGUGAGUGUGAGUCCAGAUUCCAAGCGUGAUCAAGAAGGCAAGCCGAACGCUGCUUUAAACCCUAGGGAUGUGAAAUGGAUGCCACUGGGUCAGAAUGUUAUAAUGUGCGGCAGGAUCCGGGCUACGCCUCUGGCCGAGUCGCUUGCUACCAAUGUUGUGUCGUAAUACAAGAAGAUAGCUGCCAAUGAAGCAACAGCAGACAUUUUUUAUUGGCAGUAGGGACAAGAUGAAGUCAGCCCGGACCUAGGUACAUAGUACUAUGUACUUAUGUAGAUAACCACUAGUACUUAGUAGUACAUAUAGUGCCUAGGUACCUAAGCAGUGGCAUGGUAGGUUGAGCCCUUGGUUGAAGUGCCU
Messenger RNA from Aspergillus sclerotioniger CBS 115572, 2369 nucleotides. Its product is annotated as RibD family protein. The record is from RefSeq and is a predicted model, not a curated record. The transcript has a single exon. Gene Ontology annotation, molecular function: 5-amino-6-(5-phosphoribosylamino)uracil reductase activity. Gene Ontology annotation, biological process: riboflavin biosynthetic process. Bases 216 to 2177 code for a protein of 653 amino acids. Lineage: Eukaryota; Fungi; Ascomycota; Eurotiomycetes; Eurotiales; Aspergillaceae.